AGCAUCUAAAAAAAAAGCCCACUAACAAAUUUUUCUGGCCCCCUAGGUGUUGGUAGGCUGGUAGCUACUAACUCCACUUGCUUUAUCCAGUCGUUUUUGCUCCGCCGUGCACCACCAUCGCCCACCCUUAUCCCCUUUUCCACCACCAUGGCAUCCAUAUCUCCACCACCAACUUUCCCAUUUUCCGAUCACAAGCUCACUUUCACAGCAACCCCUAUCCACUCUUCAUUCAAUUUGUCGACUACAAAUACAUUAUUCUCCAAAACUUUCAACCCCCCAAUAAUAAAUAAUAUUAUCUGCAGAUGCCAAAAUAAUAAUAACAAUAAUAAUAAUAUUAAUAAUAAUAAAAAGGAUGAUGAAGACCCUAAUAAUAAUAAUGGAUGGGAUUAUUUGUUGAAAGAAAAUGUUGAUAAUGUUGUUAAAUGGUUUAAUCAGUUUAUAUCUACUGAUAAAUAUAGUGAAAAUGCUUUCGAAAAAGGCGAAUAUUCGAAUAACGAUAAGGAUAGUGGUGAUGAGGAAGUUAAGGAAGAUUGGAAUUGGGAAAGAUGGACCAAACAUUUCAAUGAGAUUGAUGAACAAGAACGAAUUGUUUCUAUUCUUAAGUCACAACUAAGUCGUGCUGUUGUUAAAGAGGACUAUGAAGAUGCUGCAAGGAUUAAGGUUGCAAUUGCAGCAGCUUCAACUAAUGACAUUGUUGGCAGGGUAAUGUCUCAGUUGAAGAAAGCCAUAAAGGAAGAGCGUUACAAAGAUGCAGCAUUUGUACGAGAUUACGCUAAUGCAGGUUUGGUCGGUUGGUGGGCUGGAUUUUCAGAUGAUAGUAAGGACCCUUAUGGUCGGAUCAUUCGUAUAAGUGCAGAGCAUGGAAGGUACCUUGCAAGAAGUUAUAGUCCCAGGCAGCUUGCCAAGGCUACAGAUGGUGCCCCAUUGUUUGAGCUAUUCAUUACAAUGGACGAGAAAGGAGAUUAUAGACAGCAGGCUGUAUAUCUGAAACGGGUUGAGGGUCCUCAAGAUUUUCCGAUUGCUUCCUCCUUGUCACCAAGUCUUAUUACCAAAUUGGGUACUGUAGACUCUAUAGGUGACAAAGAUGAUAUACUUGCAAAAGAUAGUGAAGAUGCAGAUGGUGAUGAUUCGGCUGAGGAAUUUGGUUUUGAAAACAUUUUGAGAGAUAUGAUUCCUGGUGCAAAAGACGUGAAAAUUAAGGUGAUGAAUGUGACAUCACCGGAAAAAAUAGAUAGGGAUUUUAUAUCAAAGGUGGUUGAACAGAUCAUGGAGGAAGAAGAUGUAGAUGAGGAUGAGGACGAUGAAGAAGAAGAGGAUGACACCGAUGAAGUCAAAGAUGAAACUGGUGUAGAACAAUAUGAUAUUGAUAUUGAUAUCGAUACUGAUAACACAAUAAUUGAUGGUGAAGUUAACAAUCAAAUUGCAGUUAAAGUGGUAGUUGGUGGUCUGGUACAAAAAGUAUCAAAUGAGACAUCACAUAAAGAUUUAAUUCGAGUUCCAGCUAAGCUUGAAAAGAAAAAUCCUUUGUCAUUCACUUUCUCUAUAGAAAAAGAAAGGGAACAGCUUUCUUCCAGCAAGGCACAAUCUUUGAAGGAAGAAGAUGCUAAGGUCCGAGGUAGCCGUAACAUAGACAGUGUCAUGCUCGAUCUUGCCAAGUCUAUUGGAAGAGGGAAGAUACCCAUGAAGGUGCUCAAAGAUGUGAACCAGUUGAUAAAUCUCAGCCUUAGUCAAGCCCAAAACCGUCAGCUAUUAUCUGGAUCUACAACAUUCAACCGAAUUGAGCUUCCAUCAACUCAGGAUCCUUUAAAUGGACUAUAUGUCGGAGCACAUGGAAUUUACAUUUCAGAGGUGAUUCAUUUAAAACGUAAAUUUGGGCAGUGGCAAGAGAAUGGUAACAUGAAAAAUCUUGAGUUUUAUGAGUAUGUAGAAGCUGUAAAGAUUACCGGAGAUCCUUAUGUUCCAGCUGGUCAGGUUGCAUUUCGUGCAAAAAUUGGAACUAAAUAUCAGCUGCCGCAUAGAGGCAUCAUCCCAGAAGAAUUUGGAGUGAUUGCUAGAUAUCGGGGACAAGGGAGGCUUGCAGACCCAGGAUUUAAAAAUCCUCGUUGGGUCGAUGGUGAACUUGUUAUUCUAGAUGGAAAGUACAUCAACGGAGGUCUUAUUGUUGGAUUUGUAUACUGGGCUCCUGAAUCCCAUUUCUUAGUUUUCUUUAAUCAGUUAAGGCUGAAGGAGUAGCUGACUAGCUGCUAUAUGUACAUGAAGUCUAACGAAUCUUUCAUAUUUGCUGGUUUAGGUUUUAUUGUCUCAGAUGAGUUGUGUUUCCAUGGAGUUCUAAGUGUGGAGCGGGAAGUGUAUACCCUCUUGCUGUUAAACUGCAAUCUUUCAUCAAUCAGCUGAAGAAUGUAAUUACGAGCUAUUUGAAGUGUUAGUGCAUCGGAUGCAAGUAUAGUAGUCUUCAGGCACACAAAAUUUUGGCCAAUGGAGAUCCGUUGUCUAGAAUAAGCUCCAUUACAGUAUCCCAAAUCCAAACUAGUCAGUCAUGAUAGAUCUUAUGUAAGUUGUGAAUAGAGGAAGUUCAAGUUUUUGUUUAUCCUUUACAUUUUAGUGCUUUGAAGAAUUUGUUUUAAAAGUAGCCCCAAAUGCUUGAGUUGAUAUGAUGAUCCUGGAGGAUUAGUGUUUCCUGGGUAGUAGCAACUCAAGUAUACAAUAUGUGGCAUGUGCAUUAGUUAAUUUUCUCUCUCUAUUGAUCUAUCAGCUGUCUUGUUGCUUACAUAUUUAGUAAUGCGAAACUUUGUUGUGUA
Erigeron canadensis is the source of this 2798-nucleotide messenger RNA. Its product is annotated as protein EXECUTER 1, chloroplastic-like. The transcript is spliced from 12 exons. Lineage: Eukaryota; Viridiplantae; Streptophyta; Magnoliopsida; Asterales; Asteraceae. The record is from RefSeq and is a predicted model, not a curated record. Gene Ontology annotation, cellular component: thylakoid membrane. The coding region runs from base 148 to 2232 and encodes 694 amino acids. Gene Ontology annotation, biological process: singlet oxygen-mediated programmed cell death; response to singlet oxygen.